Messenger RNA from Xiphophorus hellerii (green swordtail), 7246 nucleotides. RefSeq names its product diacylglycerol kinase, gamma (gene dgkg). NCBI's taxonomy places the organism in Eukaryota, Metazoa, Chordata, Actinopteri, Cyprinodontiformes, Poeciliidae. Gene Ontology annotation, biological process: phospholipase C-activating G protein-coupled receptor signaling pathway. The record is from RefSeq and is a predicted model, not a curated record. The coding region runs from base 779 to 3460 and encodes 893 amino acids. The transcript is spliced from 27 exons. Gene Ontology annotation, cellular component: plasma membrane. Gene Ontology annotation, molecular function: ATP-dependent diacylglycerol kinase activity; calcium ion binding.
GAGGAAACUGCAUGUGAGAAAUCAGCAGCACACACACACACACGCCCGGAGCAUUAACCAUGCUCACGAGAAUCUGAAAGAAAGACAGAGAAGUGAAGGAAGAAGGCAGAGGGAGGGGAAAAGGCAGGUUUAAUGAAUUCAGGCGAGAGGGGAGAGAUGGAGCGUCUGCUGAGGAUCCAGUGGCCGCUGCUGCUGCUGCCGCUGCAUGUAGCUGAGCGUUUGCAGUGAGGACGUCUCUGUGGCUCGCUGGGAACCAGACACCAGUCCUGCACAGUCACAACUCCGCGUCUGUGAGACACGGGCUGGAGGACUGCCUGAGCCGGCAGGGCAGAGACCGGGGAUGGUGGACGGUCUGGGCUGGGAUCAGCAGAGCCCACAGGUCAGCCCUGCUGGGAAACGUUUAUCCACAGAGUGAUGAGGAGUAAUUGCACACCGAUGAAUCUGUGGACCUGCGCCUGACCGGACUUUAUUGUCCCUGCUGCAGUGAUACAAGGAACCUGAAGCCAACAUAUAUAAUUUUUUUCUACUUUUUGGGUCUUUUUACAUUUUGGUAAUCGAUGCCAACCUAAAAGGAUUGACCUUCAGCUUCAACCCCCAUCUGUAUAUAUGACCCCCUGUGAACUGUAAAACGACAGGGACGAUAUCAGAGAACUUCUCAUUUGUCUUUUUACCCAACUCGAUGCGAGGAUAACCAUCACCCCUCCACCCCCAACCCAACACACACGCAGGGACUGGUGGCACUUGAUGUAGCGACCAUAACGAGCUGCUUUCAGGAAGCAUGGGAGAAACGAGCUGGGUGUCUCUGAGCCCGGCAGAGUUCAACCAGCUGCAGCAGUACACCGAGUACUCCACAAAGAAGCUGAAGGAUGUUCUGGAGGAGUUCCACGAAGGAGGAGUUCUUUCCAAAUACAAUCCAGCGCAGAUGCAAGAUGUUCUGAACCAACCCAUUGACUAUGAGGGCUUCCAGAUCUUCAUGGACACCUACCUGGAGAACAACAUUCCAGAGGAACUGUGUCAGCAUCUGUUCACCUCCUUCAAGAGCAAGACGGGGCGCUGCUCUCCGGACCAGCCUCAGGCGGGAUCCAGCUUACUGGAUGCCCGUUCCAUUGAUGCAGGCAUCUCAAUUCAGACUGAAGUGGCCUGUGCCCCCAUUACAGGGAUGAAUGGGAAGAGCAUCCUGUCUGAGAUGGGCCUACACACUUCGGAGCAGUCCACUACGAAGAGCUCAGCGGGCUCUGGAGCCACUACGUCCUCCUCACAGCACUCAGGUACAGCGGUCAACACACCAGGGGGUCCCCAUCGAUCACCAGGAACGCAGGUCCAACCUUCAGCUGCCUCCAGCAACGCCCUGAUCCCCAAAGCUAGUUCUUCCAAAACUCCUGGAUCCCCAAACCUCCAGUCAGAGAAGAACAACUCUGAGAAGCAAGUUUCCCUGCGGAAGAGCCCGCCGCCUCAGAAAGACUGCCCACAGACGUCCCUUCAGGUGGUCUUUCUUAAGGACAUCGUCUGCUACCUUUCGCUGCUGGAAAGGGGGACGCCAGAGGACAAGCUGGAGUUCAUGUUCCGACUGUACGACACAGACGGCAACGGGCUUCUGGACAGCUCAGAGCUGGAUCACAUCAUCAAUCAGAUGGUCCACGUGGCCGAGUAUCUGGAGUGGGAUUCAACAGAGCUACGGCCGAUACUGAAGGAGAUGAUGGAGGAGAUCGAUCUUAACCGGGACGGGACGGUCACACUGGAGGAGUGGAUUAGAGGAGGCCUCACCACCAUCCCUUUACUGGUCCUGCUGGGAAUGGACGCGAACGUGCAGGAGGACGGGCAGCAUGUUUGGCGUCUGAAGCACUUCAACAAACCAGCCUUCUGUAACUACUGCCACGCCAUUCUGCUGGGCGUCCGCAAGCAGGGCCUCUGCUGCUCCUCAUGCAAGUACACGGUGCACGAACGCUGUGUGUCCAAAAACAUCGAUGCCUGCAUCAGCACCUACGCUAAGUCCCGCAGGCACACCAAUGUUAUGCAGCAUGUUUGGAUAGAGGGGAACUCCGCGUUGAAGUGCGAGCGCUGUUACAGGAGCAUCAAGUGCUACCAGAGCCUGACGGGCCUGCACUGUGUCUGGUGUCAGGCCACGUACCAUAACAAGUGUGCGUCCCAUGUGAAGUCUGAGUGUGACGGAGGGAGCCUGAAGGACCACACCCUGCUGCCAUCAUACAUCUGUCCUGCGGUGCUGGAUCGUCAUUCCAUGGCGAAGCACCGGGAGAGCGACUCCACUCCCAACGCCAGCCCUGACGACGCCACCAAGACAUUUAAGUUCCCUUCUGUAGACAGGCAGGCACUGCAGAUCACCCCUCUCCCAGGAACACACCCCCUCCUGGUCCUGGUCAACCCUAAGAGUGGAGGGAGGCAGGGGGAGCGUGUCCUCAGAAAGUUCAGGUACCUGCUAAACCCCAGACAGGUGUACACACUGGAGCACGGAGGCCCCAUGAACGGGCUCAACUUUUUCCAUGAUGUCCCAGAUUCCCGGGUGCUGGCCUGUGGAGGUGACGGUACGGUGGGCUGGAUCCUCGACUGCAUCGAUAAGGCUAACUUUACCAGACACCCUCCAGUGGCCAUCCUCCCUCUGGGCACAGGAAAUGACCUGGCACGAUGUUUACACUGGGGAGGAGGCUAUGACGGCAGCAGCUUGAUGAAAGUUCUGCGGGACAUCGAACACAGCACCGAGGUGGUCCUGGACCGCUGGAACAUCGACAUCAUUCCUGAUGACAAGGAGGAGAAGGGCGACCCCGUCCCUUACAGCAUCAUCAACAACUACUUUUCUAUAGGAGUGGAUGCCUCCAUCGCCCACCGCUUUCAUCUGAUGAGAGAAAAACACCCAGAGAAGUUCAACAGCAGAAUGAAGAACAAGCUGUGGUACUUUGAGUUUGGCACCACUGAGACCAUAUCCGCCACCUGCAAGAAACUCAACGAAUGCAUAGAGUUGGAGUGUGACGGGAUCGUCCUGGACCUCAGCAAUACAUCCUUAGAGGGCAUCGCUAUUCUGAACAUUCCCAGCAUGCACGGUGGCUCCAACCUGUGGGGAGAGACGAAGAAGAGGAGGGCCUACAACCGAAUGAGCAAGAAGGUUGCAGACAAGAUGCCCAGCAGCACCGUCACAGACCCUAAACAGCUCAAGUUCUGCGUGCAGGACUUCAGUGAUCAGCUCUUGGAGGUGGUGGGCCUGGAGGGGGCAAUAGAAAUGGGGCAGAUCUACACUGGGCUGAAGAGCGCGGGACGCAGACUGGCUCAGUGCACCAGCGUCACCAUCAGGACUUCUCGGCGGCUGCCCAUGCAGAUCGAUGGUGAGCCUUGGAUGCAGCCUCCCUGCACGGUCAUCAUUACACACAAAAACCAGGUCCCCAUGUUGCUGUGCCCUUCCCAGAAGACCUCCUUCUUCUCCUUCAAGAAACGCAACUACAGCCGCGAGUAGGACUCAAACACCCCAACUCAGAAACACACACACAUUUAAACGUUACAACUUCCUGCUGCCAAACCACAGCCGUGUUGCUGCCAGGUUGGAUUAUAGACGUGAGAAAUUCAUUUUUGUUCCUGAAGUUGCGCGGCCUUUAGACAUUUUAUUCUCGGAACCUACAGAGGUGACAACGGACGGAACCAACCAUCAUCCUGGAGUCCGAAAACAUCCUUUCCCUCAGCCACUUGAAAACCCGAGUCACACACCAAUACGACCCGGCCAGAUGAGUUCUGCUGCUCGGUCCAGACGGUCACAGGGGCAGGUCAUCCAUUAGAGACCGAAACACUACGACUGGGAGAGAGGAAGGGGGGGGCAGCCAGGUGAACACAGUGAGAUCCUGGUCCUGGUUGAAGUACCCCUAUGAAUAAUGAAACAACGGCUGCUUGUAAGAGCACUCGUCCCCGGGUCUCCCCACAGACUCUCAUCACGCCACAGCAAAGGAAAAGCCUCAUUCAUUAUUAACUGACUGCGCUUGCAGAUUGAUGGCGUCAUGGUGUAACAGUGGCCCGAAAAGGACAGAAGCAUGCAGGGACUUAGUAUCUGUAGUAUCACUGUCCUACAAAAAGAAACCCCUUAGAGCACUUUCUCCGGCUGUGCAGACGAUCCGGCAGAGGCUCCCGGCACGGAAAACUUCCACUACUGCUACGAUAUCAGUCUGGACUAAAAGUAGAUCAUAGAGAUAAUGUGGUUCAGUCUUGCUUUCUGUUAGAAAAGUGAUGCAUGUGCUGUAACACUAAAUUCCUGAUUUCAGUAGAAUCAGGUCCUGUGCACAGUACAACACACACUUCCAGUGACGUCAAAAGCCCUGAGGGCCACUUCUGACUUUUAUUAAUCUAGUUCAACAUCAACAGGUCAAGCAAACCUGUGUGUCUAUUGCAGGGAGGGUCUCUGUCACUAGCUGCGUUCCAUUACAAAUGUGAGCAAAACUUUUGUCACUAUUCUGUUAAUGUUGGGGGGGGGGGGGGGGGGGGGGGAAUCAUUUUGCAAUUGAGUUGUUUCCAUUAAAUAAGAAACGCAAUUAAGAUCACAAGUGAAUAAGUUUAUUCACGCGAUAAGUUGUUCAAAAACACGCCACGCCAUCAUCCUCCAACUACUUCCUGCCAUCUUCUUCUUUGUGGUUUUCACUUACAGCAACAUCCUGUUGCUUGCUGUUUUGCAAAAUAUACUAAUUUUCAGACAGCCAAAGAAAAAAAACACCUCAUUCAUCCUAAUGGCAAAAUUAUUUAUCAAAAAGUUGACAAGGUUCAAAGUUGGCGUGUUUCCAUUAAGCAAGUUUAUUUUUGAAAUGCCAAAUUAUGUGGUCAAUGGAAAUGCAGCUAUUGAGACUUGACCCUUAGUAGUUGAGUCAACUUCGAGGGAGAGCUGCCAAACCUUCAUCGAGGUCUAUCAGGAGUUAAUGCCAUGAAAAAGAAAAUUGCUUGAAAUGAAAAACGUAGUAAUAUUAAAGCUUGGUUUGGUGUUUAUAGCAAAUGUAUACUGUCCCGACAAAAUAUAUUAGAAGAGUAUGUGCAGAUAGAAUAUGUAUAUUUCUGGAAACUAGGUCUUGCCCACAUAUACUGUAAAUGUACACAUGAAUGUCUUUUAAUAUAUUGUUGAAAUGUGGCAAAUUUUGGCUCAGAUCACCGUUCCACUGAUGCAGUCGCUCUCCAAAAGCACUUUUCCAGUCCGUCUAAUCACAUCAAAUGAUAUCAUCAUGGUGCAAAGAAAGUUCACUCCAACUAACUCUAAAGUUUACCAUACCCCAAAACACAUUCUUUGCUAGGUUCUAAAAUGAUUCAAAUCUAACCUCAAGUCUGAGAAAACAUACACCAGGCUCCACACUGUUGCUAUUUAUUAAAUAAAGAUGAAGCUAAAAUGGUAAGGAUGUGCAUAAAAAAAAACAACUAAAAACUUAGCAGUAACUCAGGAGGCGAAGUAGCAGCAAGGCAGCUGCCAAGCUCUCCAGAGGUGGAGGUCUUGGCACAUUUACACCAGAUGGUCAGAGAAACAGCUAAAUAAAAGCAAAGGACCUCCAUGAUAGAUCAUACUGUCAUCAGUUUGCAUGGUGAAUGUUAAAGUUCAUGACAGGACAGAUAUACAGAGAUUCAACGAGUAUGGGUUUCACUGAAGGGAUGCAGAGAGAAAGAUUCACACCUGAGUGAACCACAAAACUGACCAUGAACUCCACAGCCAGUGGCCAGGUCUUCUGUCUGACAGCAGAAGUUUGAAACUGCUUCAUCAACCAAACAAUGACUCCAAAACAGCAGCAAAUCCACAAAAUAAUGCCUGCAUCGAGUCAAAGUUGCAAUGGUCUAGUUGAAGUCCAGACCUCAUUGAAAUUCUGGGAGAUUUCAAGUCAUUCAGGAAAUUCAAGGUAUUUAAUCCUGAAGUUUCCUUUUUUUCAAUUUUAGCUUCAUAUUGCUAAAAUUGUUAAAUCUUUUAUUUAACAAUAAAUAAACAAUAUUUUAUUUAGCAAUAAAAUAUUGUUUAUUUAUUGUUAAAUAAACAAUAAUGUGGAAGCUGUGAUUAUAUUUAAUAUUUCGAGGUUCAAUUGAAACCAUUGUGGAAUCAACAUGGACAAACAGCACUGGUUCCCACAGGUGUGAACAUUUUCCCUUUGAGUUCUUUUAAAAAACUAAAAUAACCUAUUUUUGCUAAAUAGCUUAUCUAGCUACUUUAAAUAGCUAAAAUAAGCUAAAUGCUUUCUAGCCUUUAGCCUUCCACUGUUUGACUUUCUUCACUGCAAACUCACGUGACAUAUUUGCCACUACUUAGGAAACUACUCCUGAUAAAAUUGUGAACAGAACAUCACUUAAAAAAUAUGAAUGAACCCUUUAAUCUCCCAUGACAUUCACAUGAUGUGAAUUGGAUGAUGUGGAAAAGUGUGCUGCUGCAGGGCAGAAGGAGUCCGAGAUGUUCUGACGGCCCAAACUGAGCUCCACUGUAGGGUUGGGCAUUCGAUGCCUUCACACCCUGACUCCCUUUAACAGCCACUGAGUCCGUGUUCAGGCCAGGCGCCAUAGGAACCAGUCGCGGGCGUCACUUCAGCUUCAUUUUGGAAUCUGGGAUGAUGUUCAUCAGUCAGUUACAUCCAUCUUGGCGGCCAGUUUGAUGCUGAAAUGUUCCAAUAUAACAACAGCAUGUACAGAAAAGGAGCCUGGGUGCCAGCUGGACUCAGUGGUUACAGAGUGCAUGUUUACAGUAACUGUACAUUUACUGACAGAAUUGUUUUAGAUGCCUAUAUUACAGAGUGUACAUAUUUGUUUGUAAUAUUUUAUCAGAAGUUAAUUAAAUCACCGCAUGCCUGCUGAGACAAAGAGUGAACAAAUCAGAGUGCAUAGAUCCAACUAAUCAAACAUAUCUCCAUUUCUGCCCUAGGUUUAUUUGUUGUACUUUCCUUUUUUGUUCUAGCGUGGAGGAUCAGUCCGAACAGAAAAAGGAGGGUGUCCGCAAAAUGUCUGCAGGUCAGAUCAAUGGCCAGGCAACAUAGGCGUCCGCUCGAAGGCUGUCUGGAUGACUUUCCCAUGCAUGUCACGACUCAUAUCUGUUUCUGUCCUUUGUAGCAAUCAAUUGCCUUAACAAAUAAACUGACCCACUCUGUGCUAAUGGUCUUUGACAGUCAUGUUGAUCUGAACAAAUGGGGAGCAGGCGCUUUUAUCAGUACCUGCAUGGUUCGUUGUGUGGCAUGCUAGCCCUUGUUUAGCAGACGAGGCUGUUCACCAGUGUGAUGUAAUCUGCUCUGAUUAAACCGACAAAAGAAUCAAA